UGUUUUUUAUUUCAAAAUAUAUUAUAUAAAAUAUUGUCAAAUCAUUUUUGAACAAUCGUUUUCUUAAAUGACUGAUUUUUGGAUCAAUGUACUAUAUUUUAUUAUUUAAAAAAUGUGGCUUCACUGAAAUUUAUUUUCUUAUUUUAGAAACAUUACUUUAAGUACCGGUUUUAAUUUUAAUCACCUAGAACGAGCACACUCAAAAAAAAUGUUCCUACCACUUUAGGGUUAAAGAUUAAUUUAUUCAAGAACGGAAUAUUAUAUUUCUUUGCUAUAUUUCCCCAAUAACUUUUAUAGGAAAGCUAUACCACCCACUCGAGGGUAGCUUUUGGAAAGCUUUUUCUAAUGGCCUGGCGUUCAAGUGCAGCCGUUAACAUCUUAGCCAUGAAAAUAGUGUUAGCCAAAUAAAUUACUCGGAGGCUUGACAAAACAGAUGAACAACAGGUUUGGCUAAUACCUCCCUCCGCUGCCAACAGACUCCCUCACCUGGCCAGACAUAACUGCAAAUAGAAAACCCGAGUCGAGUCAGUUCAACAACAUGAGCCGGCAGCUGAAGUUCCACAUCCAAGCUCCCGAGGAGGAGGUGUUUUCCCCGGACCUGGUGGAGAUUAAUCUGAAUCCGAACUGCGGCCAGGCGAAGCAGCAGUCAGCCCAGGCCCUGGACACGUUACUCCUCUCCACGCCACCGCACCGGGGCUAUCCGUACGGAUAUGCCGAGGACUCGGAGCCGGAGACCUACUUCUGCCGCAAGUCCAACUCCACGGGCCAGUUGGCGGAGAAGGUGUCCCCACCGCCACCGGCGGCCACCAACAUCAGUUGCCUGCGUCAGAUGUACUGCCCGGAGUGCCACGAGCGGUUGCACGAACAGGGAGUCAGGUUAGAGCGGUUGCUGACCAUGUGCUGUUUUUCGCUGCUGCCACUUUAUCCCUGCUGUCCAAGGAAAUCCAGAAACGAUUGCAAGGUCAUCUGCGGCAAAUGUGGCUACCUCCUGGGGGCAUGGAAGCGACAAUGACAACGUGAGAGGGGGAUGGGAAGCGGGGCACACGAAGUGGGUGCUCUGCAUUUAAUUGUUUAUUUUGUUUAGUUUUUUAAUCAUUUUUUGUUGGCCUUGUGGCGAGUGAUGAGCACCGAGACUGAAGAGCCAAAAAUAUUUUGCAAAAUUUGUUAUUUUUUGCAUCACUCUCCCAAUAUUUCUCUUAAAUAAAAUCUUGUUUUGUUAUUUUUUGGUGAAA
Drosophila ananassae is the source of this 1232-nucleotide messenger RNA. RefSeq lists its product as uncharacterized. NCBI's taxonomy places the organism in Eukaryota, Metazoa, Arthropoda, Insecta, Diptera, Drosophilidae. The transcript is spliced from 3 exons. The record is from RefSeq and is a predicted model, not a curated record. Bases 539 to 1012 code for a protein of 157 amino acids.